Apis laboriosa (Himalayan honeybee) is the source of this 1518-nucleotide messenger RNA. RefSeq names its product cytochrome c oxidase assembly protein COX15 homolog. Gene Ontology annotation, biological process: heme A biosynthetic process. The coding region runs from base 153 to 1499 and encodes 448 amino acids. The record is from RefSeq and is a predicted model, not a curated record. NCBI's taxonomy places the organism in Eukaryota, Metazoa, Arthropoda, Insecta, Hymenoptera, Apidae. Gene Ontology annotation, cellular component: mitochondrial inner membrane. Gene Ontology annotation, molecular function: oxidoreductase activity, acting on NAD(P)H, heme protein as acceptor. The transcript is spliced from 7 exons.
UCAAUUUGUACCAUACAUUUGAAUUAUAACACUAUUAUCUUAUCGAAAUAAAAUAAUCUUAUCAAACGUUUUAUGAAUACAACGAAAAAUUAUUGAAAGUAUAUUAAAUAUAAAUUCAAUAAUAUAAAUUGAUGUAUAAAAUUUGAAAAUGUAUGAUGUUUUACGUACUAACCAUUAUUUUACACAAGGAAAGAUAUAAUAUCACAAUCAUGUUGAGUUUAACAAGAUAUUGUACUUCAACAAUAAUGAGAAACAGCAUAAUAAAGUUUCUUCCAGUUAAAAAAAAUUUAUAUACAUAUACUCCAAAAUCAGUAAUUACAACUCUUACAUUAGUGAAAAGGAAUUCCAUUUUGCAUAAAGAUUUAUUUAAAGGAUAUAAUAUCAUUGCAAAAGGAUUUUCAUCAAAAUCAAGUCAGAAAUCAGAUAAAGUUUUGGGCAAAUGGUUAUUAAGUUGUAGUGGCAUGAUUUUUGUAGCUGUUAUUUUAGGAGGUGUAACAAGACUUACAGAAUCUGGUUUAUCCAUGGUUACUUGGAAAUUACUUGGAGAAAAAAUGCCAAUUACUGAAAGUCAAUGGCAUGCAGAAUUUGAACGUUAUAAACAAUUUCCUGAAUAUAAAAUUAAUAAUCAAAAUAUGACAUUGGAAGAAUUUAAACGAAUUUGGUGGAUGGAAUAUUUGCAUAGAAUGUGGGGACGUUUGAUAGGUGCUGUUUUCAUAGUUCCAGCUACUUAUUUUUGGGCAAAAGGUAUGCUUAAACCAAGCAUGAAAAUCAGAAUAACCAUUUUGGGUUCAUUAAUUGGUUUACAAGGACUUAUGGGUUGGUAUAUGGUUAAAUCGGGUUUAGAAGAUCGUUUCGUGGAACCCUCAGACGUACCCCGCGUCUCGCAAUAUCGUUUGGCUGCGCAUUUGGGAAUAGCAUUUCUAUUAUAUACAGGAUUUUUAUAUAAUGCUUUAAAUUACUUGGUUCCUGCUCAAAAAUUAACUCUUAAUAAUUCAAAUGUUAAUAUUAGUGAUUUGAAAUCAAAACUGAAGAAAUUUAGAAUGUUGGUUCAUUUAACGAAAGGACUAGUCUUCUUUACUGCUUUGUCCGGAGCUUUCGUUGCAGGAAUGGAUGCAGGUCUUAUUUAUAAUACAUUUCCAAAAAUGGCAAAUAAAUGGAUACCAGACGAUAUAUUUGCGAUAUCACCUAUAUGGAAAAAUUUUACCGAAAAUCCAACUACAAUACAAUUCGAUCAUCGAAUUCUGGGUAUUACAACUUUAUCAUUAAUAACUUAUAUUGCAAUUGCGUCUCGUAAAUAUAAACUUCCGGGUAAUGCAAAAAAAGCUGCAAUAGCAGUUCUUUGUUCUGGCUAUUUACAAGUGCUAUUAGGUAUUUCAACGUUGUUGCAUCAUGUACCUUUAUCAAUAGCUGCAUCUCAUCAAUCUGGCAGUCUUAUUGUUUUGAGUACAAUGAUAUGGUUAUGUCAUGAAUUAAAAUAUUUAAAAUAUGUAUUAAAAUAAAUUUAUAAAAUAUCCUGUA